AUGUCGCCGAAAUUACAAGAGGUGUUUGGGGAGCUGGGCAUCUCGCAAUACCUCGAUGUCUUCCUCGACCAGGGUUUUGAUACAUGGGAAACGAUCCUCGACAUUACUGAGUCGGAUUUGGACGCAUUGGGGGUAAAACUUGGUCAUCGAAGGAAAUUGCAAAGAAGGAUCGCCAAUGCCAGAGGCGUAGCACCCGACGUGGCAUUGGCCUCACCGACGAGGGCAAGUGUCGAGGAUCCCCGCGCCGGCGCUGAGGUGCAGAAACCGGAAGCGGCUGCAGUGCCAUCCACGGAUUCCCGAGAGAAUAGCAAUGGAGUGGUUCAGAAGCGCAAAUAUCGGAGGCACCCCAAGCCCGACGAAAAUGCACCAGAGCGUGCCCCCUCAGCAUACGUUUUAUUCUCUAAUAAGAUGAGAGAAGACCUCAAGGGUCAAAAUUUGACCUUCACAGAGAUUGCCAAACUGGUCGGCGAGAACUGGCAAGGGUUGACUCAGGCCGAGAAGGAACCCUAUGAACGGGACGCCCAAGCAGCCAAGGAGAAGUACAACCGGGACCUCGCCGAGUACAAGAAAACCCCCGACUACAAAAAGUACCUUCAGUAUCUGCAGGAAUUCAAGGCCAAACAUGCCAAUCACCCCCAAGACAGAGAGGUUUCCAAAAGAGUGAGGCUGUCCGACCCAAACAUCGGGGAAUCGACGGCCAUCAAUGGCCACCCGGGCCGGGUUGCAAGGACGGGCAGUAUUGGGGACCACAACGGCGAACCGCCAGCAAGGCGGCAAAGAAUCGGUUCGAUCGUUUCUAAUGGCGAAUCAUAUUACGCACCAUCCGUCGCUUCGAUCUCUCAACGUACCCCGGGUGAGGAGUCCAUCCUGACCUCACCAGCCGCCAGCUACUUCGAUCGCCGCUUCGACCGUCGACUUGAGCAGUCGCCCGGUCCCGGUCUCACAGGGAGUCCCAGGGACAUCUCUUCCCAACCACCAGCCCCGCCGCGACGCGACCCCGUUUAUGCGGAUGGCCCGCGUGCUGAUGGCCCAGCGGUAGCGCGCAGCCUCCCCCCGCUAUCAGAUGUGUUCGAAGGCCGGUCCAUGCUGAACGGUGCCGCCCAUCCCAGCGAAGCUCCCGUGCAAAGUAUUGGCCUGCUCCCGAGGGGCCUUCAGACCGCCAGCCCAGCAAAUACACCGAGCUUAAGCGGUAGUGAAUCACGGCCGCCGUCUCUGAAAAAGGAACAGUCCUCUGCGGGCAGCAUGUCUUCCGCAAGUUCGGCAUACAGCAGCUUCCCACGGACGCCUAUUGAGGGACCACUCCCCAUACAUGCGCUCCUGUCCGGCGGGAAACAAUUCUCCUAUGAUGCUGCCUUUGCGGCAAACCCAGCCGUCCAGGGACGUUCCAUGUCACCCGAUGACAGGCCGCCCGCCAUCUAUCCAUUGGAACGGGCUCCAAGCGACCCAACCCCGACCAACCAUGCCCUACCACACAUAAAUGGCUACCUCAAGGGGCAUGUCGAGGCUGGCACCGGUAUCCACUCCAGUGCCAGCACCAGCGCCAGCCCCGGCUACAGCAACAGCAACAGGGCCAGCACCACGGUUGAAUGGUAA
Molecule: messenger RNA, 1593 nt
Organism: Diaporthe citri
Lineage: Eukaryota; Fungi; Ascomycota; Sordariomycetes; Diaporthales; Diaporthaceae
Exons: 8
Coding region: 1-1593 (530 amino acids)
Biological process (GO): regulation of gene expression
Cellular component (GO): nucleus
Molecular function (GO): protein binding
Source: RefSeq, a predicted model, not a curated record